UACUUUAAAAGAUGUUCAAAGAUAUUCUUGGGGGAAAAAAACACGUGUCAAUUGGCAUGCAGUGACCUCUAAAACAUAUCUGAAAACUCAUGGUUUCCAACGAAGAGUCAAAUGUCUUCGAAGAAACAUUUUGAGGAAAGGAAGAAAAAAAAUUCAAACCCGUCACCAAACCUGUAACCAGUCAAAGAAGGGAAAGAUGGGUUGCGGUGGUUCGAGGAUGGGUGGUGCGGAAGGGGAGGCGGUCCCAGCCGGCAUCCGGCCGCUUCUGAGACGGCGGCUGGGGGGGGUGAAGAAACGGAGCCAAGCAAGUGUUCUGAAAGGUAACCAGACCCUGUCCAAGAAGGAGCUUCUCCGGCACAGAAUCGGCAGCUCUGAUGGGGAGGAGACCGAGCAUGACGUCAGCAUGAGGUCAGCUAAGGUGGCUCCGGCCCCUGACCACGACGAGGUCAAUAACAAUAACAUGGAGGUUGUUUAUGAGGAGGUGGAGGAGAAGAUCAUCGAGGUUGUGAAGGAAGGAGAGGUCGAUCAUCAUGAUGGUCAUGGUCAUGGUCAUGUCUGUCAUGAUGGGUGUGAUGUGCAUGGCGAUGAUUAUCAUCAUGAGGAAGAGGAAGGGGAAUUAGAGAAGGACGAUGACGAAGAAGAGGGAAGAAUGAGCAACUUCGACGAGAGAAUGAUAUGUCCUGCAUCGCCUAGUUUCAGGGUUUAUUGCAUCCAUCUUUCGGAUUCCGACGAUGAAUUUGAAGAUAAAGAUGGAGAAGAGAAGAAGAAAUCGUCGCAGACAGAAAAUGGCGCCAUCGACGACGUGGAACCAAAGGAUCAAAGCAUGGAGAGAGUGAGAAAGGCGAAGAAAGGGCAAAGAAGAUUCAGGAUAUCAUUACCGAAAUCGGCAAAGCGGAAGAAGUGCCAUCUGUUCAACGUGACGGCGCCUUGCUACUCCGCCGUCGUGGCAAGAGGCUGCAUGGGAAACAACCACCCCAAUCCUCGCCUUGCCCACGAGAAACCGUCAACCCAUUGAUUCGAUACACAUAUAUACAUACACCUGUAUUUGGCCUUGAUUGACGACAGAACUAAUGUACCAGAGCAACGAGAAAACUAUGGGCUUAGAUUUUUUCUGAGGUUAAGCUUAGUUGUAUGUAUGUAGAUUAAGAUUGUGCAACAAAAAAAAUGAUGGUUUAAAGACUUAGCCUCGACCGAUUAAAUACGAAACAAAGAUUAAGAUUUUCAAAAGCAUUAAAAAUCAGAUGGUUAUGAUUUUUGUUCAACCGAAAAAUCGAAAAUAAUUGAAAAACCCAAAAAAUUCUUCAAAAAUUAAGCAUUUUCAUCCUAAAAAACCGAAUCUAACACAAAAAUCGAAUGGAUAUAUAGAUUCUCUAGAAUUGAAAAUACCAAAAACCGAACCCAAUACCGAAAUACAGAAAAAAAAAA
Messenger RNA from Tarenaya hassleriana, 1425 nucleotides. RefSeq lists its product as uncharacterized. Bases 197 to 1015 code for a protein of 272 amino acids. The transcript has 4 exons. NCBI's taxonomy places the organism in Eukaryota, Viridiplantae, Streptophyta, Magnoliopsida, Brassicales, Cleomaceae. The record is from RefSeq and is a predicted model, not a curated record.